Penicillium brevicompactum is the source of this 1125-nucleotide messenger RNA. RefSeq lists its product as uncharacterized. Lineage: Eukaryota; Fungi; Ascomycota; Eurotiomycetes; Eurotiales; Aspergillaceae. The transcript has a single exon. The record is from RefSeq and is a predicted model, not a curated record. Gene Ontology annotation, cellular component: cytoplasm. The coding region runs from base 1 to 1125 and encodes 374 amino acids.
AUGGCGACGCCAGGAACUCAGUAUCUGAUGCAGGCCGGCUUAGCGGCCGGCAUGUCAGGCUCUCAGGGACUACACAGUCCGCGUCUUCAACCGGUAGACCGAAGACUUAGUGACCCUGUGAACAUGCUCCCCGACGACUUCAUACCCAACUCCCAAAGUCGGAUGGCUCUACCCGGGGUCAAUGGCAAGGAUGUACUCGUCCCCUACAUGAGCGUUGGUGCAUGGUCAUGGGGCGACAAGGCGACCUUCCAAUACAAUCCUACACAGGACCUACCGCGCAUCCAUGCAGCCUGGGCCAAGCUCAAAGCUGUCGGUUUGACCUUCGUCGACACUGCACAGUCUUAUGGUGAUGGCGAGAGCGAGCUGAUCUGCGGAACUCUUUUUGACGGUAUGCCUCGAGACUCGUUUGUCGUGCAGACCAAAUGGCUGUCGACCCCAGACAUGACCAAUACGCUCUUACAAGCCGGUGGACCUAAGUCCAAGCUUAGAGACUCACUCGCUCGACUUAGACUUGAGUACGUCGAUAUCUACCUCGUUCACGGUCCCAUUCAUCCCAGUAAGAUCUCCACAGUGGCCAAGGGUAUGGCCGAGUGCGUGGAAUCAGGAAUGGCGCGGGCUGUCGGAGUCGCCAACUAUGACACGCAGGAGAUGAUCAAAAUGGCCGAUGAACUAGCCAAGCACGAUAUUCCGCUCUGUGUGUCCCAAUGUGAAUACUCGGUCAUUCGCCGGCUGCCUGAAGUCAGUGGGAUGAUCCGGGAAUGCAAAAAGCGUGGCAUCUGUUUCCAGGGAUUCGCCUCGCUUGCUGAAGGCCGUUUGUCGGGCAAAUAUUCACGCUUCAAUGAGCCGCAACGCCGCCGACGCUUUAGCAGCUACCCCAUGCAUUUGCUAGAGCCCACGAUCAAUGUGUUGAAGAGCAUCGCGGAAGAGCGACGUGUGCCGGUUCCUGCAGUCGCACUGAACUAUUCGAAUAACAAGGGUGUGUUACCUUUGGUCGGUGUGCGCGAUGUCGACCAGGCUGAGCAAGAUAUGCAGGCGUUGGGAUGGCGAUUGUCGGAAGAUGAAAUGAAUCGAAUUGAGGGAGUCAGCUUCCAAGGACACAAAUCCACAUUUAUGCAACAUGGUUAG